Drosophila melanogaster (fruit fly) is the source of this 7309-nucleotide messenger RNA. RefSeq lists its product as uncharacterized. The transcript has 21 exons. Gene Ontology annotation, molecular function: G protein-coupled receptor activity. Gene Ontology annotation, cellular component: membrane. The record is from RefSeq and is marked reviewed. NCBI's taxonomy places the organism in Eukaryota, Metazoa, Arthropoda, Insecta, Diptera, Drosophilidae. The coding region runs from base 792 to 6632 and encodes 1946 amino acids.
UAUCCUGGCCAAACUGCCGCUCGUUCGCGAUUUCGCCGCGGUACGUGAUCCUUCGCGCACUUUAAUUAACAAAAAAUAGUCGGGCUUUUGUUUCGAGUGCGAAAUUGAAUAUGCAAAUAAUGUGUGGUGUUGCCUGUAAUUGAACAAACUCUGUAAGGAUUAAUUCCGAUCGGUAUGGGGCAACUUUAUGUUUGUGUUUGCACCUGAUUAGCGGACAAUUAAUGCGAAUCAGCAAUUAAAAGCACCCUGAAAUGCUAAAUAAACAAAGUGCGAGUAAUUAAUUAAAUUUCCGUGCUGGACAAAGAAUAAUAAGGAAGUGUCUGCCCAAAGUUCGGCGGAAAAAAAUAAUGUAAAAUAAUAUAUUUAACAUGGGAGCUGUGUGAGCAAUCUACGCAUGAAAAGCCAACCGAGCGGCGGGAAAAGCAUCAGCUGCGGAAAAGUAAACAUAAAGUUUUGGAUUCUGUCGUGGCUGUCUGUUUGCACAGCAUCCGUAUAUCCGGCACUUCAUAAAUUCAUUCGUUUGUAUUUAAAUUACACUCAAGGUGCACGAACUGGAGAUACGCACAUGCCGGAGAUACAUUCAUAAUCUGGGCCGCAGUUGGCCAAAAAAAAAAAAGAGACAGAAAAAUGGGCCAAAUGUCAAUGAGUGACUGGGCCGUGGCAGCCGCCAGGAUUCCAAUUCAUGUCCUCGCCGAAUGAUAAGCUAGCUGGCGGCGUAAAAAACCGAAACCGAAAGGAAAAAAGCAAAAGGAAAUCCUUAAGAGCGGGCCCCAAUUGCCAAAGCCAAGUCAAUGACCCUCGUCCGGCCAUCGGCGACCAUAUGGCUGCUGACGCUCCUGCUGCCGGCGGUCCUGCCACACCAGACGCCUCCAGAUGCAGACCAGAAAUUCUCACUGCCCGCCGUGCCGCUCCCACCGCCGCCACCCUUUCAGCCCGGCAAGAAUCACUUUGCGCUGAACGCAUUUGCCGGCGGAGAGCAUGCCGCCGGCGGACACAGCCACUCCUCCUAUUCCUCGUCCAGUCCAGGAUGCGGGGGUAUGCUAAAGGCACGCCAUGGCAACAUCCAGACGCCCAAUUUCCCGCACCGAUUCGCCACGCCCAUCGAAUGCGUGUGGAUAAUCGAUGCGUCCGAUAUGCCGCCGCAGGGCCAGGCGAAUGUGUCCAUUGUGGUGUACCUGACCCAGUUGUACGUGCUCAGCGGGCUUAAGUUUACGGAGUACAUGUACUACUCGGAUGACUUUAAGGUACCAGCCCACCGCGUCUUCACGCUCACCGAGGACGAUGUCACGCAGGUGACAUGGGUGAAGUUCCAUAGCCAGUACCUGGAGAUCCGUUUCACCAUGGCCACCCUGGAUGGUACACACCUGCGUGCCCUGGAUCGCCUGCUGGACGUCUAUGGAUUCAACAUUACCUACGAAGUGCAGAACGAGGUGAAGACAACACAGUGCAAUACGUUGCAGUGCAGAUUCCUUGGAGAUUGCUAUGCAAGUGAAGAUUACAGCUCGUAUGGCUGCUCCUGUUUUCCCGGCUUCAGCGGCAGUGACUGUGGUCAUGGACCCCUGUGCAAGGAUCUGCACACCAACGUUUGCCAAAACGGCGGCACUUGCAAGCAUAUCGGCGACGCCGCCAUAACUUGCCAUUGUCCGAAGGGCUUCAAGGGGACCAGAUGCGAAAUACCCGAAAUAAACGAGACUACGCAGGGCUGCACCAGCAACUCCAGCUCCAUCGAAUGCCACCAGGCCUGCGACUUUGACAAUUUCGGCCGCUCCAUCUCACCUCCUGGCCAGAGUUAUUCCGCAUCCAAAGGCAAUCGGAAUGCGGCACGCAGUGGAAAAACCCGAUACGAGGUAACCAUGCGACUGGGCGCCAAUCUUACAGGAUACUAUCGCCAUGCCGACCGUGAGCAGUUGUCGGGCGUUAUGGAAAGACAGCUUGGUCGUGUCCUGCGCAACUUCAACAUCACAAAGAUUAGCGAUCUGGAGCUGAUAUCAAAUUCCACCGAUCGCCUGGACAUCACCUUUCACUUCUUUGGCGUGAAAGGUGACUCACAGCGUAUCCGGGAUGCCAUCACACGGAUGGUGGAGCGCGGCAGGAUAGGAAACUUCACACUGGUGGCGAAUUUCCAUCACUUCGACGAGAAUCCUCCGCUCGGCUUGCUGGAGCUGACCGUCAAUCAGCCGCAAUCAGGAGUCCGCGAGGCCAGCGAGUUCAUCAUAUCCUGCACGGCCCAAGGCUCAUCCCGGAUGCAGUUCCAGUGGUUCAAGGAUGGCGCUGUGGUUAAUGCCAGCAAAUCGACGAGAGAAAUCUGGACCACGGUCCUGCCGCCCGAAACCAAAGAUGUCUACACCGCCAUUCUGGGCGUGACCAAGGCGAGUCGGAUCGACGAGGGCGUCUAUAGCUGCAAGGUAACCGACUGGGGCGUAGAGCAGUGCCGCUCCCUGCACAUCCACAUCAAGUCCCCGCCCCGUCUGCGGGUGGAUCCGGCGAGUGUGACCCUGCAGCGAGGUGACUCCCUGCGGGUGAGAUGUCUGUCACCCGGUAACGAUGACAUCAAACGGUAUGCCCAACUGGGCUACAGCUGGACCCGAAAUGGCGUGCUUUUCCAGUCGGACGCGGCCACCGCCAUGUGGGAGGACCUCUAUCCCGACGGCAGCAUCCUGAAGAUCAACAAUAUUCAGAAGUCAGCGGAGUACGCCUGCCUGGUCUCCAACAGUGUGCGUCCCGUAUCCCGCAGCGUUUACAUCAAUGUCAUCGAACGGAAUGCCGUCCACGUCUGCCCGGCGGAGUCCACUUAUGGCGUCCAUUGGCCAACCAGUGCACCCGGCUCGCCUAUAAUCACCGAUUGCCCGCGGGGAUUCGAGGGACAUCUCAAACGCAUAUGCGAACAGAGGGAUACGGGCAAUUCCACCUGGCUACUACCGGAUUUCUCCGGCUGCGUCAGGGAUGAACUGCUGCUCAUCUACAACCGUUUCCUUGCACUGAGUGCGGGAUUCCAACAGACGAACUCCUCCAACAUUCUGAAGGCCUGCUUCGAAUUCACACUGCAGAGAAGGCAUAGUUUCCUGCCGGGCGAGGCCAGCUUCCUCAUCGAUAUGCUGCAUGAGCUCGACACCUACCUGCAAUUGAAAGGCACACAACUGGAGCGCGAGAUGGCCGCGGAGAUUAUAUUGCGCAUCCUGGAUAAAGUCAUGCAGAAUGCCCAAUCCUUGAACAGUCAACAGCAAAUUAAAAAGCUGCAGCAGCUAACGCAGUCGGCGGCGUUGAAUCGGGAGACCAUCGCGGCCUCCCAAUUGGCAACCUCGACCAGCGGGAGCAGUCAGCCGUUGCCAGGUGACAGUUCGACCCGUGGUGAUGAUGGCAGCGGGUCAGGAGUCACGGCAGGUGAGAUGUCCGCCGCUCCAGCGGGCAGUCUGCAGGCAACCAGAGCCGGAGGAGCAGGAGGUGGUCCUGGUGGAGCCUCCAGCAUUUUGACAGUCGAUGAGGACACCCUUUCACUGGACAGACUCAACUCGCUGCGCAUUUACAUGACGUCGGUGAAAACGCUGCCGUUUAAUUUACGCAUUUACGGGGAGGAUUUGUUUUCCGACCAGCUGUACAUGGACAUUGGCCUAUCCAGCCGUCUGCUGCACAUAAUGGCCAACUCAACGAUAUUCGCUUCGGUCAUCUCGUACAAGAAUCUAAAAAGUUUCCUACCCAAAACGUACUACACACGUGGCAGCGAUCCCCGUGACUCGGACUACGUGCUAGCCUCCAGGAUCAUCCAAACCUGGCUGUUUCAGUCGAAUCGCUCCAACGACAACUUUCGGGAGCCACUCGACCUGCCCUUCGAGGCGGGUCACGUGGAGAUAAUCUUCCAGCACGAGAGUGUGCCGAAGAAAGGCGAUUGGGUGGCGGUUUGUGGUCACGACUACAAGGCCUCCUUCGACUCGACGUGGCGAUCGGAUCUGUGCAUCACCAAGCACCUGAUGGCGAACAUCACCAGGUGCAUCUGCCCGCUGUCUGGAACCUACGUGGUGAUGCUCACCAAGCGUCAGCCAAAUGCCACGCCCCACAACGCGCCCCGUCGCCCCAUCUUCGUGAUAGCCAGCUGCGCCUGCUGCCUCCUCCAGUGCGGAUCCGCCCUGCUCAUCCUGGUGCCCAUCUGGUGCAAUCGCAAGUGCGCGGUCACGUUCCUCAAGAUGCAGUUCUGUGUGUCCACGUCCAGUGUGAUGCUCAUCUAUUUGCUGGGAUUCAUGAAAAUGCUGCCGGUGAGCUGGCACGGCAUCAUUAGCAGCUCGCUGGCCUCGCUGUUGUUGCUGGGCAUCUCCACGCUGAUUGCGAUUGCCUUGGCCAUCCACACGGAGCUGAUGCCGAAGAAGUAUCUGCAAAUUGGCAGCAAGCCCGCAACGCCAACUAAGCGUCGCCUCAGGCGGGAACAGGAGCGGGAGCGGGAACGGGAACGGGACAGGGAUCGGGAACGGGACCGCGAACUGGAUAGUUUGAGCAACAUCACGCAGAUCCGGGCUCAGUCGCCUUUGGGGGCCACCACGGCCUCCACCACCAUUACCACUACCACCAGCUCGAGCAAUCCCGGCCAGCGGCGCCCGCCGCCCAGUUCGACGGCGGGAAUGCGUGGCGCCAUCGGCAUCAGUUGGCUUCUGCCGCUCCUCUUCGCCGUCGCCGCCCCGCUAAUCUGCAGCAUCAUUGGCCAGUGGCCGCGCCACUGGUGGCUUGAGGUUCUCUGGACGGGAUCUGCGUCCCCGGAAGCCGGCGCGGGCAAAGACGAGGCCGGGGAUUCCGAUUCUGGCGCCUUCUAUUCAGCCCACUCGCUGCUCAACGGCGAUAAUUUACUGCUCGAAUCGGAGGCAGUGAUGGGAAAUGGAACGAGCAGCCCGCCAACAGAGACAUCAUCUGCAUCAUCGUCAUCAUCAUCCACUGGUCGGGCGGUCGAUGAUGAUGUUGCCACGUCAACGUCAUCAAUCACAAGCAUUGGAAGUGCAAGUAACAGUGGAUUCAGUGCCUCUUGGAGUGGCAUCACCAGCUUCAGUACCAGUACCAGUACCACCAGCUCUACCUCCACUUCCGUUGCCGCGCUAGCUGCGCCUUUAACUUCCGGUCCGGGUGACUCCUCCGCGACGCCAUCGCCGUCUCUCAGCUUCAUCCUGUUCGUCUGCAUCGAUUUGCUCUUCAUCCUGCUCUUCUUUGCCCUGUUUGCCAUUUUAAUGAAGAAACUUUUGUGGUUGUGGCACAAGAAUCGCAAUGUGCAUACGCAUCCGUUGGAUAAAUUCAAUCUGGCUUUGAGCAGGCGAUUUGGAUUACUCUACCGGGCGGGCGGAUUGCUCUUGGCCAAAAUCUGCAACGAUGGUCUGUUUAUCGCUUAUGUUAAUUCAUCACCGGAUACUUUGUUGGCAUAUCCGUUCGGCAUAUCGUGCAUAUUGCUGGGCUCGGCCAUCCUCAUCUGCUUCGUCAUCAAGGCGGAGAGUCAGCUGCGUGGACCACCCUUCCUCUCCAGCAACGGGAGCAGCCAGAACAGCUCCCUCAAGCAGGCCAAAUUCAAUACGAGCCGGAGCAGUCUGGAUGAGAACUACUGCACCACCACGACGACGGCGAAUGUGAAUAGUCCGCUGAGCUUCUACACUAACCACGACAAGGAGAAGGAGAACGACUGCGCCGUGUCCUUGUCAAUGUCCAAUGCAGGCGUGUCCGCCGCAGCAGUCGGAUCCUUGGCCUCGUCAGCCGGCGUGGUCGGUGGUGCCCCGCCCCUGCAAUCGAAGGUGGGCCUGGACAUGUCCGGAGCACAGGGAUCUGGUGUCCCACUGCCGUUGACAAUCAUCUCGACGGCGCCGCGCUGUCAGGUCGCAGCAGAUGGAAAUACCGAGUCCUUCCUGGGCGACCGACAGACCCUCUCGGUGGCGCCCUCGCCGGACACCCGAUGCUGUGCCAUUUUGGGCGGCGGAACUGCCUACGAUGCGUACACCAUGGGCAUGGGUAUGGGCAUGGGCAUGGGAAUGGGCGGACUCACGGGCAGCCUGGGAAGACGCACAUUGCAUCAGCAACCGACGCACUUUCGCCAAGGAGCCUGCGGCGAGUUUGUGGGCGUUGAGACGCUGGAUAUACUGCAGGGCGUGGCAGCUGACAGUAUAAUUGGCAUCCACACCAGUGCCAUAAUGCCCACUGCCACAAGCACUUCUCAUUAUGUUCCGCUGCAGCAUAAUCCCUACGUGGACUUUGUGCCCAGCUCCCUAAUCCUGAGCAUGGCCCCGCCUCCGACCAUAAGCGGAAACCUGAGUGGAACGGCGAUGCAGACAAUGCCGGCAAUUCCAACGAUUCCGACCAUGUCGCUGCCCACCCAGACGCCGAAGACGCAGAAGCGAGUGACCAUCCUGGAGCCGACGUCCCGCACGACAUUCGACCCCCUGCUGCCCACCAUGGUGGCGGCGGUGGUCUCCACAUCGACUGUCACCAGCACGGCGACUACGACGCCAGCCACGCCCACACCCACGCAAAGCGGCUGCAGUGGGGGCAAUGAUGCAACGCUGGAUCGGAUCACGCUCGAUCUGGACUACUUGCUGAACAGGGGCGCUGCGGAUGCCGGCGAAGCAGGCGGCGUUGCCCCACCGCCCACCAGUGAUGAUGGACAGCAGAAACAAUAGCAAUAUCCGUGAGUUGGAUGGCAUUUGUAGGCCAAAUGCCCACACUAAGAUGCAUUUAAGAGGCUUCGUUUUUCUAUCAACAGAUGUACAUAUGUGUAAAUCAAAUUUCGAAACUAAACUACAGUAAAAAACAAAUCUCUGUGAAUAUUCUAUCUAAGUAUGCAUCGGAUAUAGAUACCAAAUAUGGAUAACAAUCAGUUUAGCAGCUCCUGGUUUUACCAAUUUUUUAUCAAAUAAGACCAUCCAAUUUUCAGUUCUAUCAAUUCAUGAAAUGUUCAAAGUUACUGUCCUUCAAAGUGAUUUAGGCAUCAAUCAACCUAGACUCAUAUUUAGAACACAAUUUAAAGUUUACAUCAUAUGGCAUAUGUAAAACGAAUUGAAUGAAUUUAAACUUAGGAUAACUUUUUAGCUAGAUUUACAAAAAGCCUAUUGUGGAGAAUACAAUGAGAACGAAAUUGAAAAAAAAAAAAACAAAUUAAUGAGCGAGAACAUGUUUUUGAUUCCAUUUAAAGUUUCCUAGAAUUAAAGCCAAAAUUAAGCCCUAUUAAGAAGCAGAGAUUAAAUACAAAAUACAAUAAUUGUAAAACUAAUAAACAUAACAGGACUAUUUCUGGAACAAAACAAAUUAUACAGAUAUAUCUUUAAAUAAACUCGAGACUCUUGUUAGAAAAUCUAUU